AUGUCUCUCAACAAGAUCACGACUUGCCUCUGGUUCGACGGCCGCGCCGAGGAGGCGGCAAACCACUACAUCGCCAUCUUCAAGAACUCGGAGAUCACGCAGAUCCAGCGCGACACCGAUGCCGGCAAGGAAGCCCCUGGCGGAGAUACGGGGACGGCAAAGGUCGUGGCCUUCAAGCUAGACGGCCGCCCAUUUAUUGGGCUCAAUGGCGGGCCGUACUUCAAGUUCAACGAGGCCAUCUCGUUCCAGGUCGAGUGUACGGACCAGGCCGAGAUCGACUCAUACUGGGAGAGGCUUGGCGAGGGGGGCGACGAGAGCAAGCAGCGGUGCGGAUGGCUGGUGGACAAGUUUGGCGUGUCGUGGCAGGUGAUUCCGAAGCAGCUCAAGGAAUUUCUGGGCGGUCCGGACAAGGAGGGGGCGGCUAGGGCAACUUCGGAGAUGAUGCGGAUGAAGAAGCUGGAUAUUGCGGCCCUGAAAAAGGCGUACGACGGGGAGACUUAA
Messenger RNA from Phialemonium atrogriseum, 501 nucleotides. RefSeq names its product 3-demethylubiquinone-9 3-methyltransferase-domain-containing protein. The transcript has a single exon. The record is from RefSeq and is a predicted model, not a curated record. Lineage: Eukaryota; Fungi; Ascomycota; Sordariomycetes; Cephalothecales; Cephalothecaceae. Bases 1 to 501 code for a protein of 166 amino acids.